This is a messenger RNA of Ceratotherium simum simum (southern white rhinoceros), 1894 nucleotides long. NCBI's taxonomy places the organism in Eukaryota, Metazoa, Chordata, Mammalia, Perissodactyla, Rhinocerotidae. The record is from RefSeq and is a predicted model, not a curated record.
GAUCAAAAUGCACGCCGCAAAGCGCUGAAAGUGCUGUGCGAGUGGCCUUAAUCACGGCGGCUCCCCUGGAAGGGGACACGUCACUAGCCCCAUUUCACGGAUGAGGAAGCCGCCGCCAUGGCACAGACCCUGCAGAUGGAGAUCCCAAACUUCGGCAACAGCAUCCUGGAGUGCCUCAACGAGCAGCGGCUGCAGGGCCUGUACUGUGACGUGUCCGUGGUGGUCAAGGGCCACGCCUUCAAGGCCCACCGGGCUGUGCUGGCUGCCAGCAGCUCCUACUUCCGGGAUCUGUUCAACAGCAGCCGCAGCGCCGUGGUGGAGCUGCCGGCGGCCGUGCAGCCCCAGUCCUUCCAGCAGAUCCUGAGUUUCUGCUACACGGGCCGGCUGAGCAUGAACGUGGGCGACCAGUUCCUGCUCAUGUACACGGCUGGCUUCCUGCAGAUCCAGGAGAUCAUGGAGAAGGGCACCGAGUUCUUCCUCAAGGUGAGCUCUCCCAGCUGCGACUCGCAGGGCCUGCACGCCGAGGAGGCCCCGUCGUCCGAGCCGCAGAGCCCCGUGGCGCAGACGUCGAGCUGGCCAGCCUGCGGCACCCCGCUGCCCCUGCUGUCGCGCGUCAAGACGGAGCAGCAGGAGUCGGACUCGGUGCAGUGCAUGCCCGUGGCCAAGCGGCUGUGGGACAGCGGCCAGAAGGAGGCCGGGGCUGGCGGCAGCGGCAAUGGCAGCCGCAAGAUGGCCAAGUUCUCCACGCCGGACCUGGCCGCCAACCGGCCACCCCAGCAGGCCCCGGUGGUGGCGGCGGCACAGCCCACUGGGGUGGCUGUGGCGGUGGCGGCCGGGGCCGGGGCUGGGCAGCCGGCUGGGGGCGCAGCAGCCACAGGGGGCGUGGCAAGCGGGCCCAGCACCUCGGAGCGAACCAGCCCGGGCACCUCGAGCGCCUACACCAGCGACAGCCCCGGCUCCUACCACAACGAGGAGGACGAGGAGGAGGACGCGGGCGAGGAGGGCACAGACGAGCAGUACCGGCAGAUCUGUAACAUGUACACCAUGUACAGCAUGAUGAACGUCGGCCAGGCCGCCGAGAAGGUGGAGGCCCUCCCCGAGCAGGUGGCCCCCGAGUCCCGGAAUCGCAUCCGGGUGCGGCAAGAUCUGGCGUCUCUCCCGGCCGAACUCAUCAACCAGAUUGGCAACCGCUGUCACCCCAAGCUCUACGAUGAGGGUGACCCCUCGGAGAAGCUGGAGCUGGUGACAGGCACCAACGUGUACAUCACGAGGGCGCAGCUCAUGAACUGCCACGUCAGCGCGGGCACGCGGCACAAGGUCCUGCUGCGGCGCCUCCUGGCCUCCUUCUUUGACCGGAACACGCUGGCCAACAGCUGUGGCACCGGCAUCCGAUCUUCCACCAACGACCCCAGACGCAAACCGCUGGACAGUCGCGUCCUCCACGCCGUCAAGUACUACUGCCAGAGCUUUGCCCCCAACUUCAAGGAGAGCGAGAUGAACGCCAUCGCGGCCGACAUGUGCACCAACGCCCGGCGCGUCGUGCGCAAGAGCUGGAUGCCCAAGCUCAAGCUGCUCACGGCCGAGGGCGACGCCUACACCACCUUCAUCAGUGACACGGGCAAGAUGGACCCGGACAUGAUGGGCGUGGAGCACGGCUUCGAGCCGGCCAGCCACGACAGCGAGGCCGGCCCCUCGGCAGAGGCCCUCCCAUAACCUGCGCCAGCCUCCCGAGGGGCCUAGCUCUCGUCUCCCUCCACACCCGCCCGCCGUCCUGGUCACGACUACUGUCCCUCCCUCCCCGGACCCACGGGGGGCGCUGCAUGCUCCCGGCCCCUCUGCCCCGCCCCACCCCAACCUCCACCCGAGCGGGCACGGCUGGGGCGGGCGGGCGGGC